UUGGUUGCACGUCAGCUUUGGCGCAUUUUCGGCUGGUUUGAUUCAUCCAUUUUGAAGAGACGGGGGAGCGGGGGGUUCGUCUCAUUACGGGUCUCUGAACCAAGGAGCGGCAGAGUUUGAGAAGCCAGCGGCUCGGGGUUCUGCGGUAUCGGCCCCCUCGGCCGAAGUUGGGGGGGGUGGGGCGCCCAGCGCGCGGGGUGGGGGGGGUCUUGGUCUUUGGCUUCUCAACUCGGUCCUGAUUCGACAGCGAACAUGUCUCGGCCUGUCAGAAAUAGGAAGGUCGUUGAUUAUUCACAGUUUCAGGAAUCUGAUGAUGCUGACGAAGAUUAUGGAAGAGAUUCAGGCCCUCCUGCUAAGAAAAUUCGAUCAUCUCCUCGAGAAGCUAAAAAUAAGAGGCGAUCUGGAAAGAAUUCACAGGAAGACAGUGAAGACUCAGAAGAAAAAGAUGUGAAGACCAAGAAGGAUGAUUCUCACUCAGCAGAGGACAGUGAAGAUGAAAAAGAAGAUCAUAAAAACGUGCGCCAGCAACGGCAGGCAGCCUCUAAAGCGGCGUCUAAACAGAGAGAGAUGCUCAUGGAAGAUGUGGGCAGUGAAGAAGAACCAGAAGAAGAGGAUGAGGCACCAUUCCAGGAGAAAGAUUCCGGCAGUGAUGAAGAUUUUCUAAUGGAAGAUGAUGAUGAUAGUGACUAUGGCAGUUCAAAAAAGAAAAACAAAAAGAUGGUUAAGAAGUCCAAACCUGAGAGAAAAGAAAAGAAAAUGCCCAAACCCAGGCUAAAGGCUACAGUGACGCCAAGCCCUGUGAAAGGCAAAGGGAAAGUGGGUCGCCCCACAGCUUCAAAGGCAUCAAAGGAAAAGACUCCUUCUCCCAAAGAAGACGACGAGGAACCAGAAAGCCCCCCAGAGAAGAAGACAUCUGCCAGCCCCGCGCCCGAGAAGUCUGGGGAUGAAGGGUCUGAAGAUGAAGCCCCGUCUGGGGAGGAUUAAAAGUGAUGAUGGUUUGGGAGAGAUUUUAUUUAAAAAACAAAAAACAAAAAAAAGGAAAAAAGAAAACGGGGAAAAAAGAAAACCUACAUAAGAUAGAACAUGGUUUUGGCUAUGGCUUGACUCAUGGGCUUUCAACGCUUUUUUUCCUUUUGUUGAAAAUAACAUCUUCUCUCUUUUUUAAAAAAAUUUUUUUAAUUAAGAAAACCAUUGUAUGUUUAAUUUACCUUUUUGUCUAUUGGUCUUUUCUUUGCCACCACCCUCUCCUCCCUCGCUUUUCCAAUGAAAGCCGUGUCAAAUUAAUCACUGGAUCAACUGCUUCAUCUUUUUAUUUUUAAUGGAUGGCAUACCACAGUUGUAAAGCAAUAAGAUUUGAGAUGAACACUAUGGAAAUGUUGCUUUUUGCUAGACAGUAGCAAGUUGAGCAGUAAUCAAAAAACAUUAGAAGGGUUUUAGUUCAAAACGAUUGCCUCUUUCUCUACUUAAACUUUUUAAAAAAUCAAUUGUCAAGUUUAUUUUUUACCUUGGGGCAGGGCAGGGAGUAGGUUACCUGACCUUGUUUGAGGGUGUGGGUUUUUUGUGGGGGUUUUUUGUUGUUGUUUUGUUUUUGUUUUUUUGUUGUUUUUUAUUUCAUUUCAUCACUUGUUAUCUCAAAGAGAUUCAGAGCCAGUGACCCUUUUAUCCUGCUACAGUCUUUAAGAAAUUUAAAAAACAAAAACAAACAAACAAAAACAAGGGCCUCUAAAACUUAAAUCAUGCUUAAUUUCCUACUUGAUUCUCUAAUGGUUCAUGUUUUAAAAUCUAUGUAUAUCCUGUUUCUUGGAUAAAAUUUUACCAAGGAUAAAAAAAACAAACAAACCUAGAAUUUAAAUGGCAAGUCUAUAUUAUCACAGUGGAUUUCUUCUCAAACUGACAAUGUUUAGGUUUUAAGCAAAUAAAAUACCGGUUAAUGUGAAACUCAUUCACAAAGACUUGCGAUUUUUUCCUUGAUGAAAACAAAGAACUGAAAUUCUUUUAUGCCAUAAAUGUGCGUGCAUUCAGAUCCCAUGAAUUGUGCUGUUUUUAUUUGAGGAUAGAACAUUUUCCUUUUUGUAUGCCUGUCCUCCCUAGGUCUUCAUGGAAGCACGGUGUGAAGGGCAUCUCUUGGCCUCCUGCUGGAGCGGAGGGCACCGCUGCAUACCUCCCCCAGUGCCUACCAGCCCUGCUAUAGGACAUGACUUCUCCUGGCUCUGUCUUCACUUCCCAUCCUGUGUUUUGUGGGUGUGUGUUCAAUGCUCCCACACUAUUCAGUUUGCCUUUUUUUUUUUUGAACUGGUGCGCCUGCUUACUAUUCAUGUUGCUUAAAGCAGGAAUUGAUGGGGUACAGCAGGGCUAGAGAAAGCAGGCAUUCGGGAGGCCUGUGUGCAGUUGAUAACAGACUUUCCAUGCCUUAUGGAAGCAGUCAGGAGAUAGAUCUGUAAGUUUGAUCCUUCACAUCCUGACACCUUAAGCUUCUGGGAGCAAGGGUCAGGGGCCUUAGCGUGCUAAGAAGUUCAAAAAUUAGUGAAAUUUAACCUCUGCGUUUUUAUUUAGGUUUGCUUCCUUAGUAUUUUACUUACGCAGUUUUUUUUCCUUUCAAUUACAGCAUAUUUUUCUGUCAGGCAAAGUGGCUUUCUUUCAGGUGUUCCUAGAACAAAAGGUUAUUUAAGGAAUAUUUUUACUCUGAUUAUUAAGACACUUUAAUAUUUUUACUUUGUGAUUAAAAAAAAAAUAACACCCAGUGACAGAGAGUCAUUUCACUGUUGCACUAUGUGUUAAAGAUUGAAUUUGAAGAUUGUAGUACUAGGCCAAAAAUGCAAAGCUUGAACAUAAGUAGAAGUUGGAUUGUUACCUAAAGAUUAUUCUGUUUGCUUUAGUGGGUUCGUUCAGGUAUCUAAUUUUAACAAGGUUUGGGUCUUAUAGCAAGAGACCUAUCAGUGUUUCCACCAUGCACUUCUAUUUUUAGGGGUUUAUAACUUUAAGUCUUACAUUCCUAGUAACAUUUGGGAUUUUCUUAGAUCAUGUUUUGUGAAAAUUGGGGGGAGGUGUCUUUUAAAACUUUAGCCUUGGUAUUUUAUGUAAUACAGUCUCUUUAAUAUAUUAAUCUGCACUAACAUCUCUGAUAUAGGCACAUACUUUAGAGGUAAUCUUGUCUUCUAAGUUACUUGUGUGCAUUUGGUUGGGCUUUUUGUGUGGGAUCCCUUUUUUAAAAAUUAAUUCAUGAUAUUGAAAAAUGUAUUACGUAUUUCUAAUAGACUGGACAAAAGGAUCUGUGUCCCCAAGUGAGACAGGCUCUGAAUGACCUUUGUUUUCUCCACUUUUUAUUGAUUAAAACACUCUAGUCUUCCCCUCAAAUCAUGCAUGCAAAGAAGAGGGUAGCUGUGGCGUCUCAACUGGAAGCAGGUGCUCAAUAGUCGGGCUGAUGGUGGUGUCGGGAAGGGUACGGGCUGUAAGCUGACAGGGGCUGGCCAUUGGCACCACCCUUGACUCAACUCCCUCUCUUUCUCUGGCGUGCCUAUGGUGAAAUGGCAGUGGCAUUCACCGUCUUGUUCUACAGUGCUCAGGAAGUGGGACAUUAACUUUGAAGGUGCUCGUUUGUGUUAACUGAAUUCUUACAUUAGCUCUGUUAGGGUUACUCCGAAACAUGGAUUUCGGCAGCUGUGCUGACUGACACUACAUUCUAGUUAUUAAGAUUUUUUUUCUAGAUUUCCCAACACACCUACAACUUGACAAGGGUAGUUUCCAUGUUAUUAAAUCUAUCUGUACCUUGCUGCUGCUUUUAGCCCUCCCCACCUCGGAUUGGAAUCAGUGGAGCAGGCCCAAAGGAUACUUCUUACUUUUAGUAGUGGUAGAUUUGUUCUUUCUAACCCCCCCUUUCAUAUCUCCACUUCUCACUGAGUCCAUAAAGGAAAAUCAAUGGGUAUGUCCUCCUUUAAGAAGGUAGUGAGUGGAAAUCUUUUCAUCUCAAAAAAUAAUGGUUGAUUUCCCACGAGGGAGGUUCGAUAGUGAUUUCCCCCCACACAGUAACAGUUGGCCCAGGUUUAAUUCUCAAUUUGAUUCUUAUUCUAAGUACUGACUCAAGUAGCAUUUUCCUACAGGUAACUAAUCAGGAGGAAUUGGAGAUGAUAAUCCAGUAAAGUUUUUGACACUCUUAUGGAUAUAUCUUCUGGUCAGCUAAACUAAAUUGCCCUUUUUCUUUUCCCCUCAAAGAUUUCUUUCUUUAUCCAUGGCCAUUCGGGUAGCAAGUGAAUUUUGGAGUACUAGUUGAG
Molecule: messenger RNA, 4268 nt
Organism: Phyllostomus discolor (pale spear-nosed bat)
Lineage: Eukaryota; Metazoa; Chordata; Mammalia; Chiroptera; Phyllostomidae
Gene: NUCKS1
Product: nuclear casein kinase and cyclin dependent kinase substrate 1
Exons: 7
Coding region: 253-984 (243 amino acids)
Biological process (GO): double-strand break repair via homologous recombination; interstrand cross-link repair
Cellular component (GO): cytoplasm
Molecular function (GO): single-stranded DNA binding; double-stranded DNA binding
Source: RefSeq, a predicted model, not a curated record